Messenger RNA from Oncorhynchus mykiss (rainbow trout), 2097 nucleotides. Its product is annotated as prostaglandin E2 receptor EP1 subtype-like. The record is from RefSeq and is a predicted model, not a curated record. Gene Ontology annotation, molecular function: thromboxane receptor activity; prostaglandin E receptor activity. Gene Ontology annotation, cellular component: plasma membrane. NCBI's taxonomy places the organism in Eukaryota, Metazoa, Chordata, Actinopteri, Salmoniformes, Salmonidae. Gene Ontology annotation, biological process: positive regulation of cytosolic calcium ion concentration; adenylate cyclase-activating G protein-coupled receptor signaling pathway; inflammatory response.
UGUAGUCAUGCAGAAAAUGAAUUUCCCUUUGGAGAGACAUUUCAUUUUGACAAUUCAACAUAAAAAUAAAUUAACUGAUCAAUGGCCUUAUGUAAGUCUGACUCUCAGAUUCUCAAAUUGUCUCUAAAGUCACGCCAGUACUCAUCCCUGUCCUAUUACAUCUGAUUACACAAUCUGGUCUCAGAGCAUUUAGUAUAAUUCUGCACGUAAAUCCAUGACACUCCAUUUAGUAUAUGUUUAGUUUCGUAUGGUAUGCAUUCAUUUGUUGAUGUCCAUCACCUAUUUCGUAUGAUAUGUUACGAAUUACAAUUCUUAUUAUGUCACAAAUUUGCAAAAGGGACUAUGUUACAAAUGUGCAAAAUAUACAAUAUGUUAUGAAUUUGCUAAAAGUAUGUUAUCUUAUGAAUGCUAGCUAGGUGGCUAACGUUAGCUAGGUUAGGGGUAGGGUUAAGUUUAGGAGUUAGGUUAAAGGGUUAAGGUUAGGGAUAGGGUUAGCUAAAGGGGCUAUGGUUAGGGGCAUGGUUAGCUAACAUGCUAAGUAGUUGCAAAGUAGCUAAAAAGUAGUAAGUCGUUGAAAAGUUACUAAUUAGCUAAAAUGCUCAAGUUGUCCGUGAUGAGAUUCAAACUCAGAACCUUUGGGUUGCUAGACAUUUGCGUUAUACACGCACCCAUCCAUCCCAACUUAAGCAAUCAUCUGUCUUAUGUACCCAUACCAAACGUAACAUAUGAUACAAAUUUGUGUGCCCUGGAUUUACAUGUACUGUUACAUCUAGUCUAUGAGACCAGGCUGGAUUACAUAGAUCUAAUACUCAAGUACUGUUUGCUUACAAACAUUUGAACCAGUCUUCAACUUAAUAUCGCUCAUUCUUUGCAGAUGGCAUUGAAGCUGAAUACUCCGUGCUCCUCUAUGACGUCAUGGCUAACGUCUCUGCCCCCUCCUCUCCCUCUGUCCUCCAUCACCUCCCAGAGCUCAAUUUCUCCUCCUGCCCCUGUCCAUCCAUCCAGACCCUGAAUGCCACCACACUGCCACCCCUCAUAAACCCUCCCUCCUUUGGAUUGUCCUGUUUCACCAUGACCCUGGGUGGCCUCUCCAACCUAAGCGCCCUGGGCAUCCUGGCCAAGUCCUAUGUACGCUUCAGACAUCGGGCCAAAGCUCCGUUCCUGUUGUUAGUGGGGGCUCUACUGCUAACCGACCUGGCUGGUAAUUUGAUCCCUGGUGCCUUUGCCCUCCAUCUGCACCUGGGUCAGAGUCGGAGGCACAGGGUGGCUGCAGGAAUGCGUGACACCACCGAGCCUGCCGGGAUGUUCUGCCAACUGUUCGGUGCCAGCUUGGUGUUCUUCGGCCUGUGCCCUCUAUUACUGGGCAGUGCCAUGGCCGUGGAGCGUUGUAUGGGCAUUACCCAGCCCCUCCUCCACUCUGCCCUGAUCACGGUGGCCCACAUGCGUCUGGCUGUCCUCCUGCUGUACUCCCUAGCCCUGCUGCUGGCCGGGCUCCCCCUGGUGGACGUGGGUAGUUACACAACCCAAUUCCCUGGUACCUGGUGCUUUCUGACAGUCCACGGGCCGCUCUCCACGGCUGACGCCAGCCUGGCUCUUACCUUCUCUGGCCUGGGGCUCACGGCGCUCAGCCUCUCCCUGAUUUGUAACACCCUGAGCGGGCUGGCUCUGCUGCAGGCCAGGCUCAGCUCCCAGGGCAUCAGGACAAACACUACAGCAGCACCAGGACGAUAUGGAAGAACCUCCUCCUCUCCCCUACGCUCGCUGGAUGUAGAGAUGAUGGCCCAGUUGACAGUGAUCACGAUGGUGUCCUGUGUGUGCUGGAGCCCCUUUCUAAUCUCCAUCUCUCUGCUGGUGGGUCAGUUCUGCCGCGGCGGGCGAGGCUCCAGCCACACAGUACGUCAGUCAGAGAAGCUGGUUCUGUUGGGCCUCCGCAUGGCCACCUGGAACCAGAUCCUGGACCCCUGGGUCUACAUCCUGCUCAGACGGGCUGUGCUGCGCAGGGUCUUCCGCGUCCUCCAGCCAGACUCCAGGUCCACCCUGACACAGAGCAGCUCCUGCACUACAGCCUCACGCAGACAGGGGAUUGGACUACAUUGA